This is a messenger RNA of Nilaparvata lugens (brown planthopper), 417 nucleotides long. RefSeq lists its product as uncharacterized. The record is from RefSeq and is a predicted model, not a curated record. NCBI's taxonomy places the organism in Eukaryota, Metazoa, Arthropoda, Insecta, Hemiptera, Delphacidae.
GAUAAAAUGAAACCCUCUGAUCCUGAACCAGGAGGUCUAGCAGGGCUGAUAAGGAGAGGUGAGCGGCACAUACACAGAGCACGAGGGAUGGUUCAACGGUUGCUAACUUCUUUCAGAAUUUGCAAAUAGUCCUACAAUAUUAAUGGACUAUUUAUCUUCUAUUUUCCUAAGCAAUGAAUAUAUUGUCUGACUGCUCAACUUCGAAAGCGAAUACAUAUUGAAUACAGCAGAUACAUUUAUUGUGAAAAUUAAUAGAUAAAUACUGCACCAAACUUGUGUUCUUCUAUAGAAAAAUGGAGUGUGAAAACCUGGACUUGAAAAUAUAUGUGUCCUUGAAUUCUUGCAUAGAUAAUGGAUGUAAUAUAAUAAUAUGAUCAGUUUUCAAGACAUUUUGAGUUUUUUAGAACUAUCUAAAGG